This is a messenger RNA of Lacerta agilis (Sand lizard), 1729 nucleotides long. RefSeq names its product transmembrane protein with EGF like and two follistatin like domains 2 (gene TMEFF2). The record is from RefSeq and is a predicted model, not a curated record. Lineage: Eukaryota; Metazoa; Chordata; Lepidosauria; Squamata; Lacertidae. Gene Ontology annotation, molecular function: protein binding.
CUGCCGCCGCCUCCUCCUCCGCCUCCCUCGCAGGGACCUGCAUCCCGCUCGUCCAAUCACGGCCCGCGCUGCCUGCGCCACGUGACCCCGGCGGGCUGAGGGGACCUGCUGCUUCCCAACGCCAGAGGGAUGGGCGGCAGAGCAGGAGAGGAGGCAGCGGCUGCGGAGCUGCGAGGUGCCUUGACUCUCUUUUCCCCAAGCCCAGCCCAGCCCGACCCCUUUAUGGCAGCGGCUGCUCCUGCCUCCUGGUCCUCCUCCUCCUCCUCUCUUCUUCCUUCUGACCAUCCCUGCUCAUGCCGUUCCCCGGGCUGGGCCAGGCCCCUGGAUAUCUCUGCUGAAACUCUCAGGAUCAUCAUCAUCACCACCACCACCCUCGGUAUCAUCAACAUGCCAGGACUUGGGUGCCUCUUCCUAACCUGCUGUUGGCUGGGGCCCCCGGGAUGCUAAGGAUCCCCCCGUCAGCCCGAGAGAGCCAUUCGCUUUUUGGGGGAAGCUGCUGUUCCCUCUUGCUGCGGCUGCAGAGUUGAGUUACGAAGUCAUGGUGUUGUGGGAAUUCCCCCCACCUCGGCAGUGGAGCAGCGGCUGGACACUUUGCGAUUGCUUUUGCUGGUUGCUCCUGCCGGUGUUGUUUCUCAUCGUAGCCCGACCGGCGAAACUUGCAGCUUUCCCUACCUCCUUAAGUGACUGCCAAACGCCUACCGGCUGGAAUUGCUCUGGUUAUGAUGACAGAGAAAAUGAUCUCUUUCUCUGCGACACCAAUACCUGUAAAUUUGACGGAGAGUGCUUAAGAAUUGGAGACACCGUGACUUGCGUCUGUCAGUUCAAGUGUAACAGUGACUUCGUGCCUGUGUGCGGCUCCAACGGCGACACCUAUCAGAACGAGUGCUACUUGAGACAGGCUGCCUGCAAGCAGCAAAGCGAAAUCCUUGUGGCGUCAGAAGGAUCGUGUGCCACUGAUGCAGGCUCUGGAUCUGGGGAUGGAGGCAGUGAAGGUUCUGGAGAAACCAUUCAAAAGGAAACAUCCACCUGCGACAUUUGCCAAUUUGGGGCAGAGUGCGAUGAAGAUGCAGAGGAUGUUUGGUGCGUGUGCAACAUUGACUGUUCUCAGACCAACUUCACUCUCUGCGCUUCCGAUGGGAAAUCUUAUGAUAAUGCGUGCCAGAUCAAAGAAGCGUCGUGCCAGAAACAGGAGAAAAUUGAAGUCAUGUCUUUGGGUCGAUGUCAAGAUAACACAACCACCACUACAAAGUCAGAAGAUGGACAUUACGCAAGAACGGAUUAUGCAGAGAAUGCCAACAAACUAGAAGAAAGCGCCAGGGGAAUCUACAUUCCUUGUCCAGAACAUUAUAACGGCUUCUGCAUGCAUGGAAAAUGUGAACACUCUGCUAAUAUGCUGGAACCAUCUUGCAGGUGUGACGCAGGCUACACUGGAGAACACUGUGAAAAAAAGGACUACAGCGUUUUAUAUGUGGUUCCUGGCCCUGUACGAUUUCAGUACGUCUUAAUAGCAGCAGUGAUUGGAACAAUCCAGAUUGCUGUCAUCUGUGUUGUAGUCCUCUGCAUUACAAGGAAAUGUCCCAGGAGCAACAGAAUUCACAGGCAGAAGCAAAACACAGGGCACUACAGUUCAGACAACACAACAAGAGCAUCAACCAGGUUAAUUUAAACGAGAGCAUGUUUCCACAAUGGCAAAAAGUAAACUGCAGAGAGGUUGGACUUUCAAAAAAAA